Gigantopelta aegis is the source of this 405-nucleotide messenger RNA. Its product is annotated as KRAB-A domain-containing protein 2-like. Gene Ontology annotation, biological process: DNA integration. The coding region runs from base 1 to 405 and encodes 134 amino acids. The record is from RefSeq and is a predicted model, not a curated record. The transcript has a single exon. Lineage: Eukaryota; Metazoa; Mollusca; Gastropoda; Neomphalida; Peltospiridae. Gene Ontology annotation, molecular function: nucleic acid binding.
AUGGUAAAGGAGUUAGGCAAGAAGUAUGCCAAUGUUACCAGGGAUUCUAUUGAACUGUUUAAGUCAAUGUGCAUUGACUGUCAGCGUAAACGUGUUCGACCGAUGACAAAGGGUGUGGUUGUCCGACCGAUCUUGUCUAAAGAGUUCUCCGCUCGUGGCCAAGUAGAUCUCAUUGAUAUGCAAUCGUUACCGCAUGGUUCUUUCAAGUGGAUUAUGGUGUAUCAGGACCAUCUUACAAAGUUCGUUGUUAUCCGCCCACUGACAUCAAAGCGAGCUGCUGAGGUUGCACACCAACUCAUGGACAUAUUUCUGCUAUUCGGUUCGCCACAUAUAUUACAGAGCGACAACGGUUCCGAAUUUACAGCUCAAAUCAUUUCCGAUUUGAAGGAGUUGUGCCAGAGCUAG